AUAUAAUCAACAAGUAAUUCAGUCAAAAAAAAGAAAAUCAACAAUUAAUUAAUGCACCAUGUUUUUGUGAAUAUAUAUUAAAGGAUAAAGGAAAAGGUCUUGGUUAGUACUCCUAAUUUUCAUUGAACGGUCAAAAAAGCUGAAAGCUGAAAAAAUGAAGAAAGAAAUGUCUCAGCUUGCGCUUUAUAUUAUGUUUGUUGACUAAUACGAUUAAAUAACAGAUAAAACCGAACACCACAAAACAAAACCAAAAACAAAAACAUUUUGCAUUUCUCAGAAACAAUUUCUCCUUAAUUCAUCUCCGUUUUCACCCUUCUCUUGUUUUCCAUUAAUCACACGAUCCAUUUUGCUGAUAAAAUAAUAUUGGUGUUGAAAUAAAUAAGCUAGUUUUCUCUUUAGGGUUCUAUACAAGGUUUUUUUGACCUAAUUGAUUGAAUUGAAGCUGUAAAAAAAUAUUCUUGAUCUACUUUACUUGUGGUGAUGGCAACUGCGGCGGGUGUAGUACCUGCUUCUGGAUUAAUAGAUGUAAAUGCAAGUUCAGUUUCUGCUGUUGCUGCUGCUGAUACGUUACCGGAUGAGAUACUCGGCAUGAAAAUUAAGGAUGAUAAGGAAAUGGAAGCACAUGUGGUAGAUGGAAGUAGUACUGAAGCAGGACAUGUAAUUGUCACUACCAUUGGUGGUAAAAAUGGCGAACCAAAGCAGACAAUAAGCUACAUGGCUGAGCGUGCUGUUGGACAAGGAUCAUUUGGUGUAGUUUUCCAGGCAAAGUGCUUGGAGACAGGUGAAACUGUGGCGAUAAAGAAGGUUCUUCAAGACAAGAGGUACAAGAACCGGGAAUUACAAACAAUGCGCCUUCUGGACCACCCCAAUGUUGUAACGUUGAAGCAUUGUUUCUUUUCGACAACUGAAAAAGAUGAGCUCUAUCUUAACUUGGUACUUGAGUAUGUUCCUGAGACUGUCCAUCGCGUGAUCAGACACUACAGCAAAAUGAAUCAGAGGAUGCCAUUGAUAUAUGUAAAACUUUAUACUUACCAGAUAUGUAGAGCACUAGCUUACAUUCAUAACUGCGUUGGAGUGUCUCAUAGGGACAUAAAACCUCAAAAUUUACUGGUCAAUCCUCACACCCACCAGCUGAAGAUUUGUGACUUUGGGAGUGCAAAAGUUCUGGUCAAAGGUGAACCAAACAUAUCUUACAUCUGUUCUAGGUAUUAUAGAGCUCCUGAGCUUAUAUUUGGUGCAACCGAGUACACCACAGCCAUUGACAUUUGGUCAGCUGGUUGUGUACUUGGCGAACUAUUGCUUGGCCAGCCUCUCUUUCCCGGUGCAAGUGGAGUAGAUCAACUUGUUGAAAUUAUCAAGGUUUUAGGUACCCCAACAAGGGAAGAAAUAAAGUGUAUGAAUCCUAAUUACACCGAAUUCAAAUUCCCACAAAUCAAAGCUCAUCCAUGGCACAAGAUCUUUCGCAAGCGUAUGCCAGCAGAAGCUGUGGAUCUCGUCUCAAGACUACUACAAUACUCUCCAAAUCUUCGAAGCACAGCUUUGGAGGCCAUGGUUCAUCCAUUCUUUGAUGAAUUGCGUGAUCCAAACACCCGCUUACCUAAUGGGCGUAAUCUUCCUCCUCUAUUUAACUUCAAAGCCAAUGAGCUUAAGGGAGUGCCUGCUGAAAUGCUGGUGAAGCUGAUUCCAUCUCACGCGAGAAAGCAAAGUGCCUUGUUUAUGUCAUAGACUUAGAAUGUUGUCUUGUGUAAAUAUUAUCUAUUCAGUGUCUGUAGAAUUGUAUCUAGUUUUUCAAGUUGUUAAUAGUCUUUCUCUUUUACCUUUUGUUCCAUAACUUGUUUGUAUUAUUUCUACCAAAAAAAACACCUCACCUUGCAAAUUGCAAUCUGUUGUUUUUUCUGCUGUUAUGGUUUAAUUGUUUUCUUGACCUUCAACUUUUAA
Messenger RNA from Trifolium pratense (red clover), 1938 nucleotides. RefSeq names its product glycogen synthase kinase-3 homolog MsK-2. The transcript is spliced from 13 exons. Gene Ontology annotation, cellular component: cytoplasm. NCBI's taxonomy places the organism in Eukaryota, Viridiplantae, Streptophyta, Magnoliopsida, Fabales, Fabaceae. Gene Ontology annotation, molecular function: protein serine/threonine kinase activity; ATP binding. The coding region runs from base 481 to 1725 and encodes 414 amino acids. Gene Ontology annotation, biological process: signal transduction; protein phosphorylation. The record is from RefSeq and is a predicted model, not a curated record.